Molecule: messenger RNA, 1875 nt
Organism: Chaetomium globosum CBS 148.51
Lineage: Eukaryota; Fungi; Ascomycota; Sordariomycetes; Sordariales; Chaetomiaceae
Exons: 4
Coding region: 1-1875 (624 amino acids)
Molecular function (GO): metalloaminopeptidase activity
Source: RefSeq, a predicted model, not a curated record
AUGGAGACCGUCAACACCACAGCCCGGUUGACCACCCUUCGGUCGUUGAUGAAGGAGAACGGCGUCGACAUCUAUGGUAUUAUUGUUCCGUCCGAGGACAGCCACGCCUCCGAAUAUAUCGCACCAUGCGACGGCCGCCGCGCCUUCAUCUCGGGCUUCACCGGUUCCGCAGGGACGGCCGUGGUGACACAGGACAAGGCUGCCCUCGCCACCGACGGGCGAUAUUUCAACCAGGCUGGCAAGCAGCUGGACGGGAAUUGGCACCUCCUCAAGACGGGUCUGCAAGAUGUCCCGACGUGGCAGGAUUGGACGGCCGAAGCAUCAGCCGGCGGCAAGACGGUGGGCGUCGACCCCUCUCUGAUCUCGAGCCCCAUCGCGGAGAAGCUGGACGAGAGCAUCAAGAAGAGCGGCGGCGCCGGCCUGAAAGCCGUCAGUGAGAACUUGGUUGACCCGGUGUGGGGUAGUGACAGGCCUGCCCGCUCGAGCAAUCCCGUCAAGCUCCUUAUCGGUAAGUACUCGGGCAAAGACACAGCUGCUAAGCUUACCGAGCUCCGCAAGGAGUUGGAGAAGAAGAAGGCCGCCGCCUUCGUCUUGUCUAUGCUGGAUGAGGUCGCAUGGCUCUUCAACCUUCGCGGCAGCGACAUCACCUACAACCCCGUGUUUUACUCGUACGCCAUUGUGACACAGGAUUCGGCGACGCUAUAUGUGGAUGUUUCCAAGCUGGACGAUGAGAGCCGGAGCUACCUGGACCAGAACAAGGUUACCAUCAAACCGUAUGACACCUUGUUCGAGGAUGCCAAGGCCCUGGCCAGUGCCGCCGAGGCCAAGGGAACGUCCGAAGCGCCGAGGAAAUACUUUGUCUCCAACAAGGGCUCUUGGGCACUGAAACUGGCACUCGGGGGCGACAAGUUUGUGGAAGAGGUUCGAAGCCCGGUUGGGGAUGCCAAGGCGGUCAAGAACGACACCGAACUCGAGGGCAUGAGGCAGUGCCACAUCCGGGACGGCGUUGCUCUCAUACAGUUCUUUGCCUGGCUUGAAGACCAGCUCGUCAACAAGAAGGCAGUCCUCGAUGAAGUGGCGGCCGCUGAUCAGCUCGAGGCGCUCCGGUCGAAGCAAACGGACUUUGUCGGUCUUUCCUUCGACACCAUUUCAUCCACAGGGCCGAACGCUGCUGUCAUUCACUACAAACCGGAACCGGGGGCUUGCUCUAUCAUUGACCCGGAGGCCAUUUACUUGUGCGACUCAGGGGCUCAGUUCCUAGACGGCACGACCGACGUCACCCGGACCCUCCACUUUGGCACCCCCACCGCCGAGCAGAAGAAGGCCUACACGCUUGUCCUGAAGGGCAACAUCGCCCUCGACACAGCGAUUUUCCCCAAGGGCACAACCGGCUAUGCCAUUGAUUGUCUGGCCCGGCAAUUCCUUUGGGCAAGCUCACCUUUCUCUACCAAACAAGGCCUCGAUUACCGCCACGGCACGGGCCACGGCGUCGGAUCGUACCUCAACGUGCACGAGGGCCCGAUCGGCAUCGGCACGCGCAAGCAGUACGCUGAGGUAGCCCUAGCGGCCGGCAACGUGCUGUCCAUCGAGCCGGGCUUCUACGAGGACGGGUCCUACGGCAUCCGCAUCGAGAACCUGGCCAUGGUGCGCGAGGUCAAGACGGAGCACUCGUUCGGCGACAAGCCCUUCCUCGGCUUCGAGCACGUCACUAUGGUGCCCUACUGCCGCAAGCUAAUCGACGAGGCCCUGCUGACGGCCGAGGAGCGGGAAUGGUUGAACCAGAGCAACAAGGAGAUCCGCGAGAAGAUGGCCGGGCGGUUCGACGGCGACCAGCUGACGCAGGCGUGGCUGGAGAGGGAGACGCAGCCUUUUUGA